GCUGACCUUGUGCCUACGUAGAGACGCAAAGAAGAUCCAAAGUAGCGUAAGCGCCAAACUCACCCAUCCUUGUCCAAGCAUCUAACGGUUAUAGAAAAUUCUUCAGCCACCAAAGAUCAAUCUCAACCGUUAAAAGUUUCCAAGAGUAUUACCUCAUUUGUUUUAUCAGCUCCUAAUUUGUCCCUUACUCUAGGCGUUGUUUUGUUGUUGAUUUCUAAGUUACAGGUGGUUUAAUUAGUUCUCUCUCUUUCUUUCUCUCUCUGUAUCUUAAUUUCCGCCAUUGUGAUCUUUUCCUUUUUUUGUUAAAGUCUUGUAAGUGGUAUUCAAUUCAUCAGUCUUGGCUAAAGAAUUUGCAGUGUUUCAAUCAAGAGACAAGUUCCUGCACAUUUUGCUUCUGAACAUGGAUACAAUGUUGGUUCCACCAUGGCUAGAGUCAUUGCUAAGCACAGCAUUCUUCUCCAUUUGUAGAACACAUGGAGAUGCAGCAAGAAGUGAAUGUAAUAUGUAUUGCUUAGAUUGUAGAGGGGAUGCAUUUUGUUUCUACUGUCGUUCUUCAAGGCACAAAGAUCAUCAAGUCAUUCAGAUAAGGCGAUCUUCAUAUCACGAUGUAGUGAGAGUUGCAGAAAUUCAAAAAGUGAUAGACAUAAGUGGAGUUCAAACUUAUGUUAUAAACAGUGCAAGAGUUUUGUUUCUGAACGAAAGGCCACAGCCAAAAUCUGGAAAAGGAGUAGCUCAUAUUUGUGAGAUUUGUGGUAGAAGUCUUCUGGACACAUUUCGUUUUUGUUCAUUGGGAUGUAAGGUUGUAGGAAUAAAAAGAAAUGGAGAUGCAAGCUUUAGCUUAGAGGCUAAGAAUGAGGAAGAAUUAAUGGAAAGAAGAGAAGGAAUAACAUCAAGAAUUGUUGUGUCAAGAAGAGAGGAUGAAGAAUUGCGUGAAGGGUCACAACAAGACAUUUACCCGCCUACGCCUCCUCCACCUCCUACUUCUAGUGCAAGAAGAAGAAAAGGCAUUCCUCAUAGGGCACCCUUUAAGUCCUAAUUUUAAAAAAAAAAAUUAAAAAUUAAUUGCCCCUUUUAAUUAUUAAAAAAAGAAAAAAAGAAAAAGGAAGAAACACAAGGUAGUAUAUUCGAUCCAUCAUUUCUUGCACAAAUUGCUCUCUUUAAUUUCAUUUUCUCUCUUCCUUUAGUUUUCUUUGGGGGGUCAAUUGUCUUACAUUAAAGAAAUUGUAGGGUACCCUUUUGGUUGAAAUGUCCAAAAAGGAAAAAGAAAAUUAAAAAAAAGGGUUAAUUAGUAAGUUAAUUACCCUUUUGGGUUAGGGUCCCAUACAACAAAGUUCCCUUGUGAAGAAGCAAUAAUGCACACUUGUUGUUGAUAGUUGCAAGGUGUAUAUGUCAAUUAAGAAAUUAUAAAGCAAGUCUUUGUGAAGUCCGUUUUGUGGUUUUCUUGGGCCCACCAACCACAUGGGCAUUUUACAUUAAAGAAACAUCUUUUUAUUUGUUUAAUAAAAAGAUGUAUAUUCUCUUUU
Molecule: messenger RNA, 1523 nt
Organism: Ricinus communis (castor bean)
Lineage: Eukaryota; Viridiplantae; Streptophyta; Magnoliopsida; Malpighiales; Euphorbiaceae
Product: protein RGF1 INDUCIBLE TRANSCRIPTION FACTOR 1
Exons: 4
Coding region: 401-1036 (211 amino acids)
Source: RefSeq, a predicted model, not a curated record